UCUUGAAGGCCCCGCCAAACAACAUGGAGCAUCGCGCCGCCUCAGCUCCCGGCACCUCGGCGUGCCGCUCGGCUCACUCGUCCGCCCUGGACGCGUUUCUUAUACUCCAGGAGGAGAUCGACACGUACGAGGCGGACAUGGCGCCCAGGGGCGGGCGACUUAAAGUCUUCUUUUCUCUGGUGAUCGGGGCGCUCCGCGCGGCGGUGCAGCAGUUCGCUGAGCUCGCGGAUCGGCGUUUCGCGGAGCUGCGGCUCGAAAUGUCCGCCAAAGAGGAAGAGAUCGCGCGGCUGAGACUGCAGCUGGAGCGGAGUUACACGGCGUCUGCGGCCACGCCGGGCUUCGGCAGACUCGGAGCCGCGCGAGGUGUGGACGAGGCUUUGACCUGCAGUGACAUGCUGGGCCUUCCAGAGGCGAAUGGGCCUGCCCGGGUGACUGCUGCCCAGGCCGAGGUCUCCUUGUACAAGAGUACUUGGAGUGAGAAGAAGAGCAAGGAGGAUGGUGGUGCCCAGGUGAAGCUCGAGAAAUGGCAGCAGGAUGUUGUCAUUAAAACUGAACCAGCGGACUUGUGGGCGACCAAUGCCCUGGCAGACUCUGCACCUGAGUGUGGCACACACAUCCAGCUCGUCUCUGAUCAAAGGCCCAGACUGCAAUCGGCAGAAGUUUGGUGUCUGCUGGUGCAGGCCAAGCAGUUGGAGGACGAGCGGGCACCAAACGGCAUUAACCACGAAUCAGAUGUGCCACCAGUGCUCCAGCAGCCUGCGGAGGGUGCCAGAGACGCACAGACGUUUGAGGCUUCCCUCUUCCAGACGCUCUCUGAAAACCAGUGCCAGCAUCUGCCUGAGGAGCCAUUGCUCUGGGCCACGCAAGGUGGCGGUGACAUGUCUUCGCGGUGCCCACCCGUGGAUGUGGACACAAAUCCGCGGCACACCCAGGCCCCAACUACUGCCCCGGGAAGGAGACUGACGUGGAGGCAGAAGCAGCUGCGCGACCAGAGGAGCCGUGCCUGGCAGAAAUGCAGGACUGGCAGGAGGUUUCGCUGUAGGGGCGCCCAGCAGGCACACGAGGCCAGUCACGCAGGGGAAAAGCCGCACUGCUGCAGUGAGUGUGGCAAGACUUUCAAACGCAAAAGCAACCUGCUGCAGCACCAGGAGAUCCACACUGGAGAAAAGCCGCACCGCUGUGGUGAGUGUGGCAGGACGUUCACACGGAAGAGCAACCUGCAGAUCCACCUGAUGAGCCACAGCGGGCACAAGCCGUACUGCUGCAUGCUGUGUGGGAAUAGCUUCACGCGUAAAAGAGGCCUGCAGAACCACCAGAAAGUGCACAGCGUGACUUGAGCGGGCACCCAAGAAAAGAGGACC
Molecule: messenger RNA, 1361 nt
Organism: Erpetoichthys calabaricus (reedfish)
Lineage: Eukaryota; Metazoa; Chordata; Cladistia; Polypteriformes; Polypteridae
Product: putative zinc finger protein 286B
Exons: 3
Coding region: 24-1337 (437 amino acids)
Biological process (GO): regulation of transcription by RNA polymerase II
Molecular function (GO): DNA-binding transcription factor activity; RNA polymerase II cis-regulatory region sequence-specific DNA binding
Source: RefSeq, a predicted model, not a curated record